UUCUUCUUCUUCUUCUUCUCCCAACUCCAAACCUAGAAUCCAAAAAGUAAAAGGAAGAUGGAGAACUAUAAGGCAAAAUUCAUGUGUAGCUACGGCGGCAAGAUCCAAAGCAACACACCCGACCACACUAAGCUCUCCUACGUCGGCGGCCACACCAAGAUCCUCUACGUUCACCGCACCCCCAUAACCUUCCCUGUUAUGCUCGCCAAGCUUGCCACCCUCUGCAAUGCCGCCUCCGCCGACGUCUCCUUCAAGUACCAGCUUCCCGGCGAGGAUCUCGACUCCCUUAUCUCCGUCACCGACGAUGACGACCUCGAAAACAUGAUGAUCGAGUACGAUCAACUCCACAGCUUUUCCCCUAAAACUGCUCGCAUGCGACUCUUCCUCUUCCCCAACCUCCCUCUUGAUUCUGCUGCCGCUUCAUCUGAACCCGAACCCGACCCGGCCGUAAGGCAGUUACAGCUUCCUCCUCCUCCACCUCCUCCUUCUUCUUCAUUAUCUUCCCGUUUGGUUGGUCCGUUGAGUACUCAUGGAAAGUACGAUGUGUUUAUCAGUUUUAGGGGUGAGGACACGCGCACCAACUUCACCUGUCAUCUUCACGAAGCACUGUGCAGAAAGCGAAUAAAGACCUUCAUCGAUUACGAGCUUCACAAAGGCGAUGAAAUCUCGCCGUCGCUCUUUCGCGCAAUCGAGGAUUCGUAUGUGUCUGUUAUCGUCUUCUCGGAGAACUAUGCUGACUCCAAGUGGUGCCUUGAAGAACUCGUGAGGAUAUUGGAGUGUAGAAAAGAAUAUGGACAGGUUGUUAUACCUGUGUUCUAUGAGAUUGAUCCAUCACAUGUAAGGAAGCAGAAUGGAAGUUACAAAGAAGCGUUUGAGAAGCACAUGCAAAAUUCCAUGCUUGAUAUGAACAAGAUUCAAAAAUGGAAGGAUGCUCUGGCUGAAGCAGCUGAUUUGGCUGGCUGGGAUUCUCACUCUCGCUCCUAUAGGGAUGACACUGAACUCAUUCAAAGGAUUGUCAAAGACGUUUUGCAAAAGCUAAUUUACCAUUACCCACCCAAUGAUUUUAACGGCCUUGUUGGUAUUCAGGAAAAGUCUGCCCCUUUAGAAUCAUUACUAAGAGAAGCUCGAUCGGUUGGUAUAUGGGGGAUAGGUGGGAUAGGCAAAACAACUAUUGCGAGAUAUAUAUUUGACAAAUACUCUCAUGGGUUCGAAGGUUCAUGCUUCUUGGAAAAUAUACGGGAAAGAUCAGGAGAUCAUGUGCAAGGACUACAUGAUUUACGUGAUCAACUUUACUCAGUGCUGUUGAAUGAAAAAGUUCGCCAAAGUAGCACAGCAAAAUCAACUUUUGUUGAGUGCAGGAUCCGCAGACAAAGCAAUUUCAUAGUUCUUGAUGAUGUGAGUAGUUCAAAGCAGUUGAAAUACCUGGUUGGGGAGCUUGAAUCCUAUGGUCCAGGUAGUAAGAUCAUCAUUACAACUAGAGAUAAAAGUGUGCUGCAAAACCGGAGAGUUGAGAAAAUACAUGAGGUGGAGGGGUUAGAUUCCCCUACAUCCCUAACAUUGUUCAGCUUGAAUGCAUUUAAUGAAGACUCUCCUGAAGUGGGAUAUAAAGAGCUGUCAAGAAGGGCAGUUAACUAUUGCAAAGGUGUCCCCCUAGCCUUAGUAGUGUUGGGUUCUUUCCUUCAUUCUAAAACUGAAGCUGAAUGGGGAAGUGCGCUGAACAAAAUCGAGAAGAUUCCCAAUGAAGAAAUUCAAACUGUGCUAAGGUUGAGUUAUGAUGAGUUAGAUUAUGAGGAGCAACAAAUAUUUCUAGACAUUGCGUGUUUUCUUAAGGGAGAGCUAAAAGAAAACAUAGUUAGUCUAUUAGACAGUUGCAGCCUCUAUCCAGUUAUUGGCAUGAGAUCCCUUCUUGAUAAGGCUCUCAUAACUAUAUCUAAUGAUUCUGUAGGGAUGCAUGACUUGAUACAACAAAUGGGUUGGGAGAUCGUUCGUCAAGAAUCUAUUGAAAAUCCUGAAGAUCGUAGUCGCCUGUGGGAUCUUGACGAUACUUGUGAUGUUCUCAAAAACAAUAAGGGAACUGGUGCAAUUCAAGGCAUGAAGUUAGAUACAUAUCAAAUUCGACAAAACCUAAGCUUGAGUGUUGACACUUUCAAAAAGAUGCCUAAUCUAAAAUAUCUCAAAUUCUUUAUCUCCGUAAGGGAGCAUGGCAAAUUAUCUGGUCUGCAGCUUCCUGAGGAGUUGGAGUCUUUUUCUGAGAAAUUAAGGCACCUUGAGUGGCAUGCAUAUCCUUUGCCUUCUCUACCGUCAAAUUUUUGUCCUGAAAAGCUUGUCACUCUUCGAAUGCCUAAUGGUCAAUUUAGAAGACUCUGGAACAAAGUGCAGGAUCUUGUUAAUCUGAAGGAUGUAAACCUAGCUGGAUGCCAAGAAUUGGUGGAGCUCCCUGAUCUGUCUAAGGCAAAAAAUCUUAGAAAUGUGGAUCUCUUUGGCUGUAGAAGUUUAAGCAACAUCCAUCCAUCCAUUUUAUCUUGCAGCACACUUGAGCGUUUGGAUCUAACUGGCUGCUCAAAGCUUGAGACGCUUGAAAGCCAGACUCAUUUUAAAUCACUUUGGCACCUCAAUGUCAGUGGCUGCAAAAGUCUAGCUAAAUUUUCUGUGUCUUCAGAAGAAGUUGAAGUCUUGGAUUUAAUGAUGGGAGUCAAAGUGUUACACCCAUCCAUUGGGCGUUUCAGCAAAGCAAGAAUCUUACAUGUCGAUGGGCAUCGACUUGAGAAUCUUCCAAAGGAAUUGUCUUGUUUGAAAUCUCUUGAGACGCUUUCGCUACAUAGAUGCAGCCGUGUAAGCUCCAAAGAAAACCUGCAUCUCGUGUUUAAUGGCUUGCAAUCAUUGCGUGAACUGUAUUUUAUGGACUGUCAUUACUUGUUUGAGCUCCCCGACAAUAUCAACCAGCUAUCGUCGCUACAAAAGUUAGCUUUGGAUGGAAGCUAUGUGGUGAGGUUGCCGGAGACCAUCAAGCAUCUUUCAGCACUGGAAACAUUGUCAUUAAAGGGUUGCAGGAGGCUUCAAUCUUUGCCAGAGCUUCCAUCAUCCAUUAUUCGUUUGGAAGCAGACAACUGCACAUUGUUGCCCAUAGCAUCAUCAAGUUUAACAAAUUUUAGGCCGAAAGAAGAUGGCAGAAGUGAUGAUUCAUUUCAUAAUUGUGUGAAUUUCCAUGUACAGAAACAUACUGAUUCAUUCCAUCAAUAUUUAAGGGACUUAGCGCACCGAUAUGAGUUAAGAAGGAUUAAAAGAAGAGGAGGGGGAGGACGAAGAGCAAUGUUUGCAGAUAUCAAUUUCAGAAUCUUCUACCAAGACCACAGAAUACCAAAGUGGUUCACGUAUCAAACAAAGGGAGCUUCCAUAACUUUUGAACUUGAUCAGCCUUAUGAUCUCUGUUCUAGUUUCGUUCUCUGCGUUGUUAUCGCACCCGGUUGGCCUUCCCCAAUCAAAUAUGGCCUUAUUCUUCAGUAUCAAUGCCACUUGGAAGAUAGUGACAUGAACAAAUAUUCAACUAGUAAAAUUCUUCUUGAUGACGUUCCUGCAGAACGGGAUUUUGAUCAUAUUUAUAUGUCACUUGACCGUGGUGGCAUCAUAGAGGCAAUUAAGGCAUACAAAUUAAAAUACGGGAGUCACAGCGUCAGCGAGUGUUACAAUAACCUAAAGGUCACAAUUGAAUUCUAUUUCUACUGUUGCACAUUUCAGUGGAAUCAGGAUCAUGACUGGUUGAUCAGAGAGUGUGCGGUUUAUCCACUUGUUGCCCCUGAUUCUCGGUUGAAGCAGGUGGAAUUGGAAUUGGAGCUGGGCAUGGAAAACAAAAGGCCUAGGGGUAUUCUUGAGAUGGAGCAUACUGAAGGUGGGGUUGGAGUUGGAAGCUCCAGUGACCGAGGACCACUCCCUUCCACAAAGAAACUCAAAGAACUUUGCUAGUGGACACAGCGGCUAGUGUGGUCUUCAACUACUUUUUGGGUCGACGCAAAACUUUUGAUCAGAUCCUCAACAGAAGAUGUCAUGCUUUUGACAAGCUUUGUUAUACUGGGAGAAACUUCUUCAUCUGAUGCC
This is a messenger RNA of Arachis duranensis, 4092 nucleotides long. Its product is annotated as TMV resistance protein N-like. Gene Ontology annotation, molecular function: protein binding; ADP binding. The transcript is spliced from 5 exons. The coding region runs from base 58 to 3960 and encodes 1300 amino acids. Gene Ontology annotation, biological process: signal transduction; defense response. The record is from RefSeq and is a predicted model, not a curated record. NCBI's taxonomy places the organism in Eukaryota, Viridiplantae, Streptophyta, Magnoliopsida, Fabales, Fabaceae.